This is a messenger RNA of Hydractinia symbiolongicarpus, 1143 nucleotides long. RefSeq lists its product as uncharacterized. The transcript is spliced from 3 exons. Bases 1 to 1107 code for a protein of 368 amino acids. NCBI's taxonomy places the organism in Eukaryota, Metazoa, Cnidaria, Hydrozoa, Anthoathecata, Hydractiniidae. The record is from RefSeq and is a predicted model, not a curated record.
AUGGCUACACAAUAUAAAAAGAAGUGGUACCUUGCCGAAAGACUCUGGGCUGAACUAAUGGGUUCUCCACCGCGGAAGAAAUUAAAAGAUGGUGCUGUUCCGACCUUGUUUAAUUUUACAAAACAGCCUGAGAAACGUAAAAGAACAGAAAAAAGAAUCGAAGACCGUCAGAAACGACAGCUAAUUGAUUCUAUGCUGGAAACAGAAGCAAGUGAUACUACACAACCUGAAAAUAAACAAGAAAUGGGAACCCAGACUGAAACAAAUGGCGUUGAUAAAGCUGUCAAUGCUGUCAAGUGCACUAAAACACGCGGCGUUCAAUGUCAAUCAUCACUGUAUGUGAGUCAUGAAAAGGUUGGAAUCCAAGUAGCUCCAAUAAAAGUGAAGAUUCCAAAACCAAAAAAAAAGAAGGACAAAUGUUGUAAUACCGAUUUUUCUUUCUCGCCCGAUGUAGAAGUAUCGAUGUCUGUCAUAGAAGAAUUUUCAGAAUACGAGGAAGAAGCAAUUAGUAAUAAUGAGAAAAGUCAAGACGAAUCGUUCAAUUUGGAAAAUCUGUCAGAUAGUGAGAAUGAUAACGACUCCGAUGCGGACAUUCCCGACCUAAACGGCACGUGUUUUAUCGUUUUUUGGUCUUGUCUUCUACCUCUGCUACGAUUUUGUUUCACCUGUUUUAAGCCAGCUGAAGUGAAUAAAAUUGCAGUUAAAGGGACUCAACUAAUCGUACAUUUGCUGUGCAGUGACCAUCAUGCUCACCAAUGGUCAUUGCAACCACUGGUGAGUAAGCGACCGUGGGGAAAUUUAUUGCUUUCCUCAGCCAUUUUAAUUUCCGGUAACACAUACCAUCGCGUUAAAGAAAUGAUGCAAAUCGCAAAAAUACGUUUUUUGUCCAAAACCACCUUUUACGAAAUACAAAAAAAGUACAUAUUCCAAGCGAUUCACAAAAUAUAUUCCACUCAUCGAGAAUUACGAUUUCAGUCUUACCUAGAAAGCAAUGAGGCACUAGACUUAGCAGGCGAUGGGAGGUGUGAUUCACCAGGUUACAGUGCAAAGUGCGGAACUUACACGUUACUUAAUUCAAAAUCAAAUGAAAUAGUUGAUUUCAUGUAGUUCAUGUCGGCCAAGUUGGGAAUUCGUCGCGUAUGG